Molecule: messenger RNA, 159 nt
Organism: Rodentolepis nana
Lineage: Eukaryota; Metazoa; Platyhelminthes; Cestoda; Cyclophyllidea; Hymenolepididae
Source: the annotation of a GenBank genome assembly
AUGCUUUACAUCAAUGCGGGAAGAAAGGGUAGCCUACAGGAUCUCCAAGACUACUGGGAUGUGGCAACAUUCUUUGAAGUCUCCGUACUCUGGGGUGACUAUUCUGGAGCUUGCAGAGCUGCCAAAUACAUGCAUAAACUAAACCCACCAUCAUGGUAA